Harmonia axyridis is the source of this 1973-nucleotide messenger RNA. It is a transcript of the gene ldbr, whose product is annotated as lariat debranching enzyme. Gene Ontology annotation, molecular function: RNA lariat debranching enzyme activity. The transcript is spliced from 5 exons. The coding region runs from base 98 to 1606 and encodes 502 amino acids. The record is from RefSeq and is a predicted model, not a curated record. Gene Ontology annotation, biological process: mRNA splicing, via spliceosome. Lineage: Eukaryota; Metazoa; Arthropoda; Insecta; Coleoptera; Coccinellidae. Gene Ontology annotation, cellular component: nucleus.
GUUUUGAUUUUACUAGAUUCUACAUAACCUCAAAAGAAGAUGCAAUAAAAACUUUAAAUUUUAAAUCCAUUUCAAAUAGAUAAAUAAGAGAGUUAAAAUGAAGAUUGCUGUUGAAGGAUGUGCUCAUGGCCAACUGGAAAAAAUAUAUGAUACAAUAAAAUGUUUAGAGGAAAAAGAAAAUAUAAAAAUUGACCUUUUAUUAUGCUGUGGGGACUUUCAAACCUCCAGAAAUGAAGAAGAUUUAACAUGCAUGGCAGUCCCUCCUAAGUAUUACGAUAUGUGCUCAUUUUAUAAAUAUUACAGUGGAGAAAAAACGGCUCCUAUUUUAACAAUUCUUAUUGGAGGUAAUCAUGAAGCAUCUAAUUACUUACAAGAAUUACCAUAUGGAGGAUGGGUGGCUCCUAAAAUAUACUAUAUGGGAUAUGCUGGAGUUGUGAAUGUUGCAGGCGUUAAGAUAGGAGGAAUUUCUGGAAUUUAUAAGUGUCAAGAUCUGAUGAAGGGUCAUCAUGAAAUAUGUCCUUAUGACAAUAGUACAAAGCGUAGUGUUUAUCAUGUUCGCAAUUUAGAAAUUUUUCGACUGAAACAAGUAACUAAGCCAAUAGAUAUAUUUUUAUCUCAUGAUUGGCCAACAAAUGUUACAGAUUUUGGAGAUAAAGAGCAACUUAUUCGAUUUAAACCUCACUUUAAGGAAGAUAUUGCUAUGAAAAAGUUAGGCAGUAAACCUUGUGAAGACCUUCUCAACACUCUUAAACCAAAAUUUUGGUUUUCCGGUCAUUUACAUUGCAAAUUUGCUGCAUUAAUCCCUCAUGAAAAUGAUAAAUAUACAAAAUUCUUGGCUCUUGAUAAAUGUUUACCAAAACGGAGGUUUCUCCAGGUUUUUGAUAUACCACAUGAUGAAGAGGAAGAAAUCAAAAUAAAGUAUGAUUUAGAAUGGCUGACAAUUCUCAUGACUACUAAUCAUUUACUCAGUACAACACAAAUGUCUAAUAUCAUACCAACACGAUAUAGCAAUGAAAGAUACUGUUUCAAACCACUUGAAGAAGAAAAAAAUAUAGUUCUAAGUAAGUUAGAAAAUGAUCUUACCGUACCUGAAAAUUUUGUACAAACAGCAAAGCCUUAUGUAAAUAACACAAACAAAGUGCAAUUGAAACAACCUGGUCCACUUCAAAAUCCUCAGACGACAUAUCUCUGUAAGUUGCUCAGUAUAGAUGAUCCAAUAGAGUUAAUUCUAAGAAAUAGUGGUGAGAGCUUCAGUGAAAGUAAUCUAAGUUUGAAGACAAAUGAUUCUAGUGUACUUAAUAGUGAUAAUAAUUCAGAAGAAAUGAUUGAAGAACCGAGUUUUAUAAAUGACACGGUGGAGGAGGAUAGCUCCUUGUCUGACUCGAAGAUAUCCAGGUCUACUCUCAGUUUACCAGAACCUAAAAAUAAUUCUCAGGAUUUAUUUUUUAUUGAUACAGAACCAUCUUCUCGUGAAAAUUCAUCGAAGAGAAAGAGUGAUGAUGAAAACAGUGUUAUGGAGAGUGAAAAUGUGGCUUUGAAUAAUUCCAAUCCGAAAAAAUUCAAACGGAGGAACUUUAAUAUAUACAGUAAUGAACAUAAUUCAUAGUGUUCAAGUGUUUGAAUCACUUAGGGUUUUUGAUUUAUUUUAAAAUUUUUAUGAAAUAUUAUAAAGAUGGAGUCAUUUUUUGAGCAAUUUUUUUUUAAACAUAAAUUUUUUUUUGUAAUUGUGGGGUGCCAUAUUUCAAUCAAAAAUUUUUCAAAUACCCUAAGCGAUUCCAGUUGUAUUGAAAAUGAACAGUGCGUUUAGUGUAGUUAGUGAUAAAUCUUUCAGAUUGUUGAUUAUAUAUUUUAUACAUUUUCUACAAUUUUAUAUAUGAAAUUAGGUAAUUUUAAACCUUUAAUGAAUAUGUAGUUGUUCACAAUAUCUUGACAAGGUAGAGCAAUCUUAUUCUCAAUAAAUAAUUUAUUUUUAA